Pantherophis guttatus is the source of this 2927-nucleotide messenger RNA. NCBI's taxonomy places the organism in Eukaryota, Metazoa, Chordata, Lepidosauria, Squamata, Colubridae. The record is from RefSeq and is a predicted model, not a curated record.
GGCAGGGGGGCAGAGGUCGACCCCGAGCCCCCUCAUAUGUGGGGUGCCACAAGGGUCGGUCCUCUCGCCCCUUUUGUUCAACAUUUAUAUAAAGCCGCUGGGUGAGAUCAUCUGUGGUUUCAGGGUGAAGUACCACCAGUACGCUGAUGACACCCAGCUGUACAUCUCCACCCUGGACCACCCCAACGAUGCCCUUGAAGUGAUGUCCCGGUGUCUGGAGGCCGUGCGGAUCUGGGUGGGGAGGAACAGGCUCAGGCUCAACCCAUCCAAGACCGAGUGGCUGUGGUUUCCGACGUCCCAAUAUAGUCAGUUGAUGCCAUUGCUCGCACAGAGUGGGCCUCCUCAGGGUGCCGUCCGCCAGACAAUGUCGGCUGGUGACCCCCAGGGGGACAGCCUUCUCUGUAGCGGCGCCCACCCUCUGGAACAACCUCCCCCCAGAGAUACGUACAAUAACAGACCUCCGGAUUUUUCGUCGGGCCCUGAAAACCUAUUUAUUUCAACUAGCUGGGCUGGCUUGAGUUAAAUUUUAAAUUGAUUUUAAAUUGGGUUGUUUUAAUUUACGGUCAAAAUAUUUAAUUAUUUUAAACUGUUUUUAAAUUUUGUAUGUCCUGUUUUUUUUUUACUUUGGCUGUUCACCGCCCUGAGUCCUAUUUGGAGAAGGGCGGUAUAGAAAUUGAAACAAACAAAACAAACAAACAAACAAACAAAUAAAUAAAUAAAUUGCUGACUAUUGGGUGCGAAUCGCUGGCCCCCACGGAGAGGGCUCGCAACUUGGGUGUCCUCCUGGAUUCACGGCUGUCUUUAGAAGAGCACUUAUGGCCGUGACUGGGAGGAUUUGUCAUCAGGUUUGCCUGAUUCGCCAGUUGCGUCCCUUUCUGGAUCGGGACUCCCUACACAGUCACUCAUGCCCUCGUCACUUCCCGCCUGGACUACUGUAACGCUCUCUACAUGGGGCUCCCCUUGAGGAGCACCCAGAGCCUCCAACUGGCGCAGAGUGCGGCCGCGCGGGUGGUUAUGGGAGCAACAUGGCGCUCCCGUGUGACACCUUUCCUGCGUGAGCUGCACUGGCUCCUGGUGGUCUUCCGGGUGCGCGUCAAGGUUUUGGUUACCACCUUUAGAGCGCUCCAUGGCUUAGGACCUGGUUAUUUACGGGACCGGCUACUACCACAAGCAGCCUCCCACUGGCCGGUACGCUCUCAUAGAGAGGGGCUCCUCCGGGUGCCGUCAGCUAAACAAUGUCGACUGGCGGCCCCCAGGGGGAGGGCCUUCUCUGUGGGGGCACCCACUAUCUGGAACGAGCUCCCUCCAGAGAUACGGAGGAUCCCAGAUCUGCGCACUUUCCACCGUGCUCUUAAGACUCUCCUAUUCUAGCAAGCCGGCCUAGCCUAAUUUUCUCCCGUUUUAAAAUUCUUUUAAAUCGAAAUUUUAAUCUGUUUUAAAUUAUUGGGAUUUUUAAUUGUCUCGGGCUAAAUUAUUUAAUCUGGUUUUAAUUAUGUUUUUUAACUUUUGUAUCUAUGUAUUUUAUUUUGUGCCUGUUCACCGCCCUGUGUCCUUCGGGAGUAGGGCGGUAUAUAAAUCUAAUAAAACAAAACAAACAAACAAACCUUUCACCCUUUGUUAACUCUCUAUUUGAAUAAGCAACCUUUUCAAGGGUUGCUUGAUACCGGAGCCGAUGUUACUGUUAUUUCAUCUUUACAGUGGCCUGUGCAAUGGCCUAAGAAAGCAGUUUCUUCGCUCUGGAUUAUAGGUGGUUCUACUGCUGCUUGGCAAAGCGUACAAGAUAUCCAAUUCUCUACCAUGGCUGAACCACCUACAAGACCGCUAGUAAAGUAUUGCCUUGCUUCUAACGCUGAGUGGCAGGGACCUGCUCGUCUAAUUACUUGGGGACGUGGUUACGCGGCAGUUGAACUCCCCAGACUCGCCAACCUUUGUGGAUCCCUGCUCGGCACAUUCGACCCUAUCAUGGCUUGGCAUCAGGGUCUGCACAACCCAAUUCCCAACUUCAAUCUGAAUCUCAAAACAGAGGUCCAUCUUCCGAAACAUCAACGACCCCUGCCAAUCACAUGGAGGCAAGUGAAGGCCACAACAUACCAAGCUCAACAGCAAUUGGCUCAAGCCAACCUACCUCAGACUCCUGAAAAUCUAGUUGCUGCUGUUUUUGCUAUUAUUACAGCUAAUUUUGUCACAAUUCUUUUUUGUAUUCUCUUGUCUUCUCUUGGUUCUGUUACUGCUUUAAAUGACACUCAGCCUAUACAACUUAACCCUAAUCUCUGGGUUCGUCAUGCUCAAUAUAUGUUUUUGGUUCACGGUACUAAUGUCACCCUGUACUAUGAGCCUCCUAUGGCUUUUGGUCAAGUUGUUUUCAUACCUGAUUUAAUAUCUUCUUCUUCUUUUAUUGUUUCACAGCUGCAAAACAUUCACCAUUCCUGGUUGUUUUCCAAGCCCCCAGCACAACUUAACUCAGUUCACUGGCGUUAUCUUCAUACUAAUCAAUUUACUAAAGGUUUAUGUUUUUGUUGUUAUGCUCACCAUACUUGGCUUAACAAUUGGAAUGAUUAUGCUAAGGCUCGACGCAUUUUAUCGAAAGUAGGGAAUUAUAGCUAUUGUACUGGUUAUUAUUGGUUAUGGGGAACCUUUAAUUCUUUAUUGUAUGGACCUAAUUUAGUUCCAGAAAUGUAUCCUGAUAAUUUUCAUAUUUUUAACGCUUCUGAUAUGACUGAUACUGAAUCCAUUUGUGCUAGCUGGCAACUAAAGGAUCCUAAUAUGUGGUUCUUUUUUGACAAAUAUGCAACCAAAGUACACCCUCAGAACUAUCAGUGUGCUGCUAUUGGCUACUUUUCCCUACCUGUGCAGAUUGGUGCUCUCUUCUUCUUCCUCACAACAACGCCAUGCUCCAUUAGGUCCUACAUGUAAUGAUGAAGUCAUCA